Molecule: messenger RNA, 1043 nt
Organism: Trichomonas vaginalis G3
Lineage: Eukaryota; Parabasalia; Trichomonadida; Trichomonadidae
Product: keratin-associated protein family
Exons: 1
Source: RefSeq, a predicted model, not a curated record
AUGAAAAAGAUUAAUGAUAAUAAGAGUUCUGGCGGAAGGUUUGAAUUAGAAGUGAAUGAUGUUAAUGAGAAAUUAGCCGAAAAAGCAGACAAAAAUGAGCUUUUAGCUCUGAGUGAUAGAGUCAAGAACCAUGUUCAUUAUAUAACUUCAGAUGAACAGAUUAUAACGGAUUAUCAUGGAUAUUUAACACGGGAUGAAGAAGUGAAGACGGAAGACCCUAAUGAAAGAAGAUAUAAAUACAUUCGUGCUAAAGGUUAUGACAUAAGCUGUACUGUACAUUAUGACACGGGUAAAGCGCUAGAAGCAUUUAGUUAUAACGGUGAAAUUUAUGCCUCUACUUUCAAUGUUAACGGUGUAUUAGUUGAACCAAAAUUUACGUUGAGAGUUACGGCAAAAAUAACUUUUGAAGAUGCUAUUAAAAGUAAAGCUGACAAAGAUGAACUUGAAGCAAGGAACAAAGUUUUGAAAUCUCAUAAACACAACAUCUCCGAUAUAAAUGAACUUCAAACUACAUUAGACAGUAAAGCCGACAAGAACCAUACACAUAAAUCCUUCACUACUGUUAGAGCAGACGACAUAAUACUGAACUAUACCCUCGGUUCAAGUGCACCUUCAGAGAAUCCGAGUACAAGCGUAAAAUAUACACUUAACAAUUUAGAUAACUAUUGCAGGAACAUUGAUCAAUAUGCCAGAAACUUUGAAGCAUACACACUACCAACGAUGUUGGACAAGAAAGCCGACAAGAACCAUACACAUGAAGAAUUUCAAACAAUCAAGAUUAAAGAAAUUAAGGCAUGCAUCGAAAUAGUAACAAAAACAGGAAGAAACGGUGCAACUGUACAAGAACAAAGAAUUUAUCCUCCUACUUUUCCUAAUGGUUUAAUAACAAACAAUAUAAAUAUUGUAGAAGGCAAUAAAGCUAUAAACGUUAAACAUGAACUUCUAACAAUGAAGGCCCAGAUUCUUCAAACCAUAUAUCCUGUUGGUUCUAUUUAUACGUCAAUGAAUUCAACAAAUCCAGCAACAGUUUUAGGUUUUGGUAC